CGCGAGAACAGCGAGCGAGGCAACAACGCGUACAGCGCAUACGAACGGUGAAACGCUUGGCGAAAAUUCGAAAUUUAUCAUAUUAAAAUUGUAUAUUUGAUAUUUUGCUUUCAAACCGUUUACGUGCGUUCAGUUUGCCGGCGAGUGUUUAUGGUGAUGUGAUGGCACUUGACCAAAAAAAAAUAUUUAAAAAUAAAAAAAUUAUUAAAAAAAUAAAAUAUUAAUAUUUUAUAUUCUUAAUUUGAAAGCAUCAAGGAAAAGGCAAAAAGCCAGCUGUCGUGGCUUGUCAGACAAACGCAAUAAUGAAAGUGAAAAAACGUAAUUUUUUUCAUACAUCGUCUAAGAAAAUUCUUGCACGCGAUGUGAAAAAUAUAUGCAAGUAGAGGCGGUAAGAGCGCGUUGCAGGAAAACAUGCUAUGUGCCGGUUCACAGUGCAAAUUCAUACACACAUGCAUACAUACUCGUACGCUGUUCGUUGUGCAAAACGCGUAUGCAGGAAAAAAAGAACUUUAGAUAAAGCGCAAAAACUGAUAUACUAAAAGUGUUUCGAAUAAAAUUUAAAUCCCUGCGUUAGGGAGAGAAAUGAGUCUAGAAUGCGCGUUGAACUUCACCUUAACGUCCAAUAAAUAUAUCCGUAUUGUUGCCAAUAUAUUUACAAGUGCACAUUUUCUCACAUGUUCAUACAUACAUACAUACAUACAUGCUGAAAAUACUAUAUGCAUAGAUAUUGCAACAGCCUACUCGUCUUACACAUUUGCAUGUGAACUUGUUAUGAGUGAAUUGAUUUGUGCAUAAAAAAUAAAAGAAAUGUGCUACUUCAUACAUAUGCAUGUAUGUACAUAUCUACGCAGAAAAACAUCCAUAAAUACGACCAGCAGUUCUCGCAAUGCCAGUGUGGCACAUACUACAAGUAGCAUCUAGUGACAAUCAAGCAAUCAGGUGGCAGCCGGCUAGAACGCGUGGUCAAAUUGGCAACGUUCAGAAUAUAUUUUUCAACAAAAAAUAAAAUAAAAAUAAAUAAAACAACAAACAACAGCAACUAGUAGUCAUUACAAACAGAUAAAAAUCGUUUGGGCGCUUUCAACUGAAGAUGCCGCACCGUGCACAAGUGGUCCGUGAGACAAUUUUAAAUAAGUGGGCGUCAGAUGUACAUAUGCCUUGACUCGUAGUCGUUCUUCGAAAUUGGCAACUCACUGGACUAGAGAGACUGCAAAACUUAAAACAAAUAAAUUAAAAACUUAAAACACAUAAAAUCUCAAACAGAUGUGAGAAGCACAAGACUUCUGCAAGAAAAGCGCCGCUAAUUUAGAGGUUUGUUUGACUACAGUGAAAUGAAACGCAGACGUUCGUAAAUAAAGCAGCAGCUGUUAGGUGUGAAAAAGUGAAAAUUCCAACACCAUAAAAAUUUAAAUAAGCAAAGAUCUGUACAUAUAUACAUAGGUAUCUGUGCAUAAAAGUGAAUGAGGCGAGAAUUUCAAGUGAAAACGUGUGAAGAGCAUUCAUUCAUUAACCAAUAAACCAAUAAAACGAGUCUUUUCCGCAUUCGGUUGCUUCCAGUACCCCAACAAUCCUGCCAUUUCACGUGAAAAACACUAAACAUGCAUCACCAGACAUCAACUCUGAGCCUCGCUGUAGCGCUCACCUACCUUUGUUGCAGCUUACAGAUUGCCCAGCCAUUAGCCACCACCGGCUAUAAUGAUGAUUAUGAUGCGCCGCAACAGCAACAUGCGGCAGCCCAUACAUUUGCCCACACCGCUGACGUUGGCGUUCCCGAAAAUCUGUUGCAGCAACAUCACGUGCGUCAUAGAACUUCGCAUCACAUGCGUAAAUCAGCACAUCACGGCAGGCAUAAUCAGCAGCCGCACGUUGAGCUGGCGGGCGGACCGGGUGUAAGCGAAAGUGCUGCAGAAAUUUUGGCAUCAUCACGGGCGGCAGCGUUGGUGGGUAGUGACGAGGCAACUGAAAGUUUGAACUUUAUUCACGCCUCAAACUUACACAAACAACAACAACACAAAUCAACAAAAUUCGGCGCCCAAUACGGAUCGGUGGAACGCCUACAUCUGCAACAUCAAAAGCUGUCUGGCGUCGAACUCGAGUUGGAGCCUAAUUCGAUACGCACGCAUUUGCAUCACAAGCAUCACGCACAAAAGUCAAGGACUACAACAACAACAGCAACAACUACAACGUCUACGAUGUCAACAACCAACAAUAAUGCCUUGCCAAUAGUAUCUGAGGCGAGGACAACUGCGCAGACAAUGGAACUGGUUAAGCCGACUUCGCAUCCAACAAAAAGCGCCGAACGCAAUACAAUCAAGCUUGAUGAGGUGAACAAAGGCACGCAAAAUUAUUACCAACAACCGAUAAUACAUCUACAACAACAACAGCAGCAGCAGGCACGAGAGCAAGUACGUUAUAAACACCAUAAGCUGCAGCCAGCAGCAGAUUUAAGUCGUUCAAAACACACUAUGACAUCUGUUCAUUGGGAUCAACCGCCAUUGCCGACUCAUAAGACGCAUAAUAAACUGGUACACGCCGGCAGUCAAAUUAACGUAGACACUGAUGAUGACGGAGAUAACGUGACGGCCAAAGCGCAUGAGCAACCACCAGCCGUGGCCGCAGUAGGCGGUGGUGGUGUUGGUAAGGAGAAUAAGACGACUAAGAUGAGCUCAGAAUCGGUUAAAGGCCUCACGACAGAGGUAGACCCUCACCGCAGCAGCAGCAGCAGCAGCGACAAAGCGAGCGAUUAUGCGACUGGUGUUGACGCUGAUGCUGCCGCUGAUGAUAAUGCGGCUGCUGAUGAUGAUGAUGAUGACGAUGGUAUUGAGUAUUAUGAUUAUGUUGUCGAUGAUGAGUUCACAGCCGCUGAGCAACAUACACUUGCUGCCCCUGAUAUUGGCGGCUUUAGCUAUGGUGGCUAUGACAGUGGCAUUGAGCCGGAUUGGUACGCCAGCAAGAAGGAGCAUCAUCAACAACAAAAACAACAACAACAAAUACGGCAUUAUCAAGAGCAACGUCAGCGGCGUCAAUACCAACACCAACCCCAACACAUUCAACAUCAACAACAACAGCGAAUGAACUCCGAAUAUCAAACGGAACACUCGCGAGUGACACGUGAUCAUCAUCGCGUACAAGCGGUGGAGCUACAGAACAAUCAUUUGCCGUAUGACACGAGCUCGGAUGAUGAUGAAUAUCCCGAUGAUGAACCUGGCAGAGAUUCCGACGAACCCCAAACUGGUGAGAUCGGUGAUAUAACAAAGCAUAAACUCAGCACACUCGGAACGCCGGAAGAUGUGAAGCAAGCUCACCGUUCAUACCUCCAAAUGCAAAUUAUGCCAUCCAGAGCAAGAGAUCACAUUAGGAGAAUGAAGUCGGCAACGGCAUGCCAUUGGCCCAUGCCGCGUGUGGUACCUGUCUCAAAUUACACCUCCGUUACAUAUAAUCCACAAUAUACUAUAUUAUAUCGCUGUGGCGAGGAUACGGGCUGCUGUCGAUCGAAGGGACAGGUGUGCACGGUGAAGGAAUAUGAGAAUGUGACACUAUAUUUUUUGGUGGAAACUGUCAACUCCAGCAAUUCUUACUACGACACCUUAAAGCUACGCAACGAUACACGAUGUGAGUGCGUAAAUCGCUCACAAUUGACAUCCACAACGGACUCCUUCACGCGCGAUAAACGUUCGAAUCUCGCCGUUUGUCGUUGUCCACGGGAAUUCGAUGUCUUCCAAGAUAUAAGAUGGCAAUCACUACGUCAGCGGCAAACGUACAAUUGUCGUUGUGAUUGCAAAGAUGCAAAUACAUCGUGUCAGCGUUUAAAGAAUGGCGAUGAAGGUUUCGCUAUGGAUGAUCGCAGGUGCAUUGCAGAGAGUUUGUGUAGUGUGCCCAAUUGCUCCUUUGGCAUUUAUAAUGAACAAACCGGCCGGUGUCCGCGUUCAAAUAGGAAAGUCAAACGUCACAACAGUGGCUUCGGGUAAACCGUUAAUAUGUAAUUAGUAGGAAGUACAGUCAAAUUUCGAUGCCCAUUAAGAUUUUUAUACAAUUAUUUGUAUGUAAAUUAAUUUAAUUAGAUUUAUAUGUUUAUUUUAUAAGAAGUUUUGUAAAUAUACAUUUGUUUAUGUGUAAGUUUGGCUUAAGUUAUAGCAUUUGAAAACAUUUUUAAUUUCAUUAUACCUACUUAUUUAAACAUAAAAAUUACUUAUAGGAUAAAAUUAGUAAUGAAUGUAUAAAUGUAUGUACGAGUAGGGCUUGUAAAUGCUUUCACCGACUGAAAUGUAAAGCAACAAUUUAAAUUUCAUUUUAAUACACUAAAAAUGUACGCAAUUUAAAUGCUUUGGAUUAAGAAAAAAAAAAUUAUUAAUUUUUAUUUAUAUGCACAUAUGAGUGCACGUACAUAUGUACGAGUAUGUACAUACAUAUGUAUAAAUAUGUACAUUAACAUUUCAAGAAAGUUUUAUUAUACACUUAAUAGUUUUAAAAGUCGAAAUCUCAAGCUGUGUCCACGCAGUCGCAGUUCAAGUUGAUUUAAAACUCAGCUGAGCUAUUGCAGAAAUAAAGCUACCCACUUUUUUUAUUUACAUAAAGUAAUAAAAUAUUAUUACAAGCAACUAAAACAAGAUUUACAGUUCUUCCUGCUCGCAUGUUCGGAUGUUGGCUCUUUUGGAAAAGGCUAUAGCUGAAGUGAAAUGAGUGGGACGUUGGGAAGAGUGGGUGUGUAACCAAUCCCACAUUUAAGGCCUCUUCAGUGGUUACGAGUACAUACUUCAAUCGUACAUAUUUACACAGAAUCUCUCUUCUUUGCGCAUAGAUCCAAUCUCGUAUAUUCAAUUCUUACGUCCGUCCAAAAAUCCCAGAAAAAGUCGCUCAAGCGAAUGUAAUCGAUUUUUGGAUUUGAAAAGAAGAAACCGUUUGAAAUUAUGCCACGUCAUUUCACUUUCAAAAAUCCCUUUACAUCUAAAUAAGUUGUUUUCGGAACCUUUUCCUGUCGAUGUAGUUGGUUGGUUGGUUGUUUGGUAGUAGAAAAGGCUGAUGACCUGACUGCAUGAGGCCCAACCUUAGCUAUUAACUAGGCUCAUAGGGCUCUCCCGCGUAUCCCAACUAUUCAUUUGCAAGCAAGUUAUUUUCAAAUCACAAAAAACAAAACAGUUCACUUAUGGUUUUGACAGAUUUGAAGACAUUUGUGAGAGAGUGACUUAUCUUUACUCUCUAAUUGUCCGUUUAGCCCGGAUAACAUGUGAAACGCAUUUAUUCUUAAACUCUCUACAGAGAUAUUCCUCCUUUUAACUCUGGAUCAUGGGUCGGUAAAAAUAAAGAUAAGAGUUUGUUGGUGAUGACAGUUGUAAUAUCUAUUGAAUUCAUUAUGAAAUUUAUUAAAUUAUGUCAAACCCAUCCG
Ceratitis capitata (Mediterranean fruit fly) is the source of this 5383-nucleotide messenger RNA. RefSeq lists its product as uncharacterized. The coding region runs from base 1599 to 3968 and encodes 789 amino acids. Lineage: Eukaryota; Metazoa; Arthropoda; Insecta; Diptera; Tephritidae. The transcript is spliced from 6 exons. Gene Ontology annotation, biological process: hemocyte migration. Gene Ontology annotation, cellular component: membrane. Gene Ontology annotation, molecular function: growth factor activity. The record is from RefSeq and is a predicted model, not a curated record.